This is a messenger RNA of Brienomyrus brachyistius, 5479 nucleotides long. RefSeq names its product ubiquitin-conjugating enzyme E2 R2-like. NCBI's taxonomy places the organism in Eukaryota, Metazoa, Chordata, Actinopteri, Osteoglossiformes, Mormyridae. The coding region runs from base 1293 to 2051 and encodes 252 amino acids. The transcript has 5 exons. The record is from RefSeq and is a predicted model, not a curated record. Gene Ontology annotation, biological process: protein polyubiquitination; ubiquitin-dependent protein catabolic process. Gene Ontology annotation, molecular function: ubiquitin conjugating enzyme activity.
CUACGAGGAAAACAGGAAGACAGCUCAGGCAUCCUGACAGAAACCAGUUUUACACCCUUGUGUGGAGUCUGUGUAUGUCUGCAUUGCGAAAGUCAAAUCCGCGACCCGUAUUCGCCGCUUUGGAGGAGUGCGGGUGUGGAUCGAAGCGGGAGCCAGAGACAGAAUACGCCAUUAAGGCGUCUUAUUGGUAGAAGAUCGCUGCGCACAUGUAAACAGAGGAGCAUACAGCUGUGCACACAUAAAUACAGACCACCAUUGCAUAGGCUGCAGGACGCGCACGGUGCAUAGCAAGAAACUGGGAACUGCUAUCUUUUUUCCAUUUGGACUUAAGGACUUGAACGGAGAAGGAGCCAACUGUUUAUCAGAUAACGUGAAUUUGGAGGAUACACCAUACGCUGGCCCAUUCGUCCCUUCUCGCCCCCCUGAGAAAAAAAAACUGCUUUGCCAGCAGCUCAGGUUAUAUCAGCUGGUGUUUAAGUUACCCGGCCGCGGCGCUUUCUAUGCAUGGUGUAGGAAAGGGUUGAACUAACCUCCCUGCUCACAUGCGCCCGUCGUUUAUCAUCUCAUGCUCUUCUAGACCUUUAGGGGAGUCUUUACUGCAUUCGUGCUAUCUUUCUGUCAUCUAGUCUAAUGCCUUGCAUUUUAGUGUUACGCAUUUUUAACUUAAAUCAACUUGAGUAAAGAACAAUGUUAUAAUCUAUUAUUAUGUUGAGUAUUGUCGCUAUCUGAGGUAGCUUAGUAAAUCUGUGUGCAUAAACUAAUAUUUUGCUUGCAAAUUAGCCUACAGUAUGAAGCUUUGUUGUCCACCUGUUCUGUCCUUUGAUUCCUAAAUUUUACAAAUUUAUUUUUAUAAAUAUGUGUUGAAUAGCAGUAAUGAAUACCAUCUGGAACAUUGUUUCUUAAAACCGACAUUUAUUUGAAUGCUUAUGUGGUCUCUAAUGAGAGUAAAUGACUGCUUUGUCUUACGUCUUGCAGCUCCAGAUUUUUAUUCACCUGCAGUAUUUCAGCUAGUUGUUAUCUGAGUCAUCACUAUUAAUUUGAAUUAAAACUGAUUAAUCUGAUCAAGAAUUUUACAGUUUAUGACGCCUGGAUUUUCUGCAUGUCCCACAUCUGGUUAACCGAGCAGCUGGAGAAGGACUUUUUCAGCAAAACACAAGAAAGAGUGACUCGUGCUCCUACCAUUGACGGAUAAUCAGACGAGUUCGGAUACCGUAUCCCUACAUAUUCUCGUUCGUCCGCGCAAAUAUUUUUCUCUGCACCAUCUUGACUUGACUCUGUGGAGCAGGAUCUCAAUGGCGCAACAGCAGAUGCCAAGUUCUCAGAAAGCUCUCAUGUUGGAGCUGAAGUCUUUGCAGGAGGAGCCAGUUGAGGGAUUUCGCAUCACAUUAGUAGAAGAGUCAGACCUGUACAACUGGGAGGUGGCAAUCUUUGGACCACCUAACACACUCUAUGAAGGGGGCUAUUUCAAGGCUCACAUCAAGUUCCCUAUAGAUUACCCCUACUCCCCCCCAACCUUCAGGUUUCUUACUAAGAUGUGGCACCCUAAUAUCUAUGAGAAUGGCGAUGUAUGUAUUUCAAUCCUGCACCCACCUGUGGAUGAUCCCCAGAGUGGGGAGCUGCCAUCAGAGAGGUGGAACCCUACCCAGAACGUCAGGACUAUUCUUCUGAGUGUAAUCUCACUGCUGAAUGAGCCCAACACUUUCUCACCGGCCAACGUAGAUGCCUCCGUGAUGUUCCGCAAAUGGAGGGACAGCAAGGGCAAGGAUAAGGAGUAUGCUGAAAUAAUCAGGAAGCAAGUUCUGUCCACUAAAACAGACGCCGAGCGGGAUGGAGUCAAGGUUCCCACCACGCUGGCUGAGUACUGCAUCCAGACCAAAGUGCCUUCCCACGACAGCAGCUCUGACUUGCUCUAUGAUGACCUGCAUGACGAUGACAUUGAGGAAGAGGAUGACGACGAUGAUGGGGAGGCAGGAGGGACUGGUGGAGAGAACAGUGGAGAGGGUGCUGACUGUUACAAUGACGAUGAGGACUUUGGCAACGAGGAGUCCUGACCCCCCACCCCCCCCCCUUGGCUUCUUCAUCCCCUCAAUACCUCCUCCUCGCAUUAAUGUUCCUGUUCAGAUGCCCUCUCCAUGAAUAUGUCUUUGCACAAAAGCAUGUGUGUCCCUGUAUGUCUCCUCCUUCCUUGUUCACACUCUUCCUCGUGUCAGUCAGUGCUUUUUUUUUGUUGCAUAAAAGAAUCCAUGCACUUUCAGAACCACAUCAUUUCAGAACCUUCCUCCCAAAAGCACCAUUUGCAGACGAGUGUAGCAUUAUCGCGAAGUAUCAAGAACGCGCAACAAGAGCAUUCCCAGAUGUCCCUGCUAAAUCACACCAAAUCAGUAAUGUCAGACCUAAACCCAGCAUUGACAGAACGUUUCUAAUAGACAAUCUUCUGCUUUCGGUUGGUGAGAUGGGCUUGUCCUGUAGUACUACAAUAUGACCUUUCUUUCUAAAAUGAAUCAUUUGCUCAUGAUUUCUGAAAGGAAUCAUUUGCUCAGGAUUUCUGAAACAAAUCAUUUGCUCACAAUUUCUGAAAUGAAUUAUUUGCCCAUGAUUUCUGUACUUAUCAUAUCGAACCAUCCCACACUGAACUUUGCUCUACAUAAAGGCAGCAGCACUAUCUGCCAGACCGUUAACGGCCAUCUUGCCCCACGAAAAGAUCCUUACACUUGAAGUCCUGUCUGCAGGUGUGAACUUGAUUUACCGUGUCACUGACUGUCAGGAUGCAGAACAGAAUCAGGGUCUAAGAAUUCUUCAGAUAUAUCCUGCAGCUCAUUACUUUUUUAUUUUCUGUACACUGAUUUUUGAAGCUUGAACAAAAUGUUCCUUUGUGAUGAACAUAUGUGUUUUUCUUUGGAGAAAGUAAGGGCUUUGCAUGCAUAUUUCAGAGUACUGCUUGACUGGAUGUAUAAAUGGAUAUCAGCUAUUUUUUUGUUUCCCUUUUUUUAAAUUUUUAAAUACUUGCUCAGAUACUUGCUCAUGUUAUCUGUGCUUGCGCCAUGUGCCCAGCCUCCUCGCAAAUAUGUUCCUCUCCUCUCUACAAGAGGAAUGUUUCACAGCCUGCCGUUGAUGGCGCGGGAAGAGAGGACUCAUCUUCCCUCAGCUUUGGGACGACAGAGCAGGAUUCCCUGUCAGGGAUGUGGACGUGCGGAAACGACCUGCUAGUGAUCACUGCCUGCUCAGUGGACGCACAGAACGCCUGACCUCUCAGGGUCAAGCAGGGGGCGAGAGUGCAGCAUCACAGUGCAACUGCGUACCUGCUUGCGAAUUAACAUAACAUUUUUUUAGUAGCCGCAACCUUCCAAAAGCUCCAUAUACACAACUGCAAAUUGUAUUUUUUACAAACCCAGCAUAGGGUAAACAGGUAGCACAGCCUCUUUCGGUUCUGAAGGCGGCUUGAUGCAAGUAUUGGAUUCCACGUGCCAGUUCUCUACCUGUUCCAUCACAUGUGUCUGGGUCACAUUUUUCUACAUCAAGAGCGGCAACUAAUAUGAUAUGGGUCUGGGAAACGGCAGUUCAUUGCUUUUGUGUCUUUAAAUUGUGACCUUCAAAAAUCUAGCUGUUGUGAAUGUGAUUAAUAUUGAGGUGCAUGAAAGACGUGUGAGGAAGUAAUCAGACAACUGCUGGACCAUGAGUGUGGAGAGUUAUGGCCUUUGGAGAGGCAGGUUUCAGAACACAGUGUACAUGUGAGCAAAGAAGCUUCCUUGGUAUAUAGGUUCUGGAGCAGCGUGUACUGCUUAAGGAGCAGCUUCAUGGAGUUUCCCAACAGCAUUUUACAGUCAUGAAUUGUUGUAUCAAAAUCAGAACAGGUCGAUAUGUUUAAUCUGCUCUCCCGCUUCUGAUAACAGAUAAGAAAACCGUACGCACUAUUAAACCAUUAAAUAAUAUUUAAGUGAUGCUAGGGGGUUAUACGCAAUUGAUACCAAAAUAUUGUGUAGUUUUUCCAUCAUCAUUACCUGUUGUUUUGUGAGGAAUGAGACAAUUGAUGAAAAUAACUUGCUGCAAUAAUGGAAUACUUUCAACAUGUCAUGAAACAAAAGUGUAGAAGAUUGCACUUGAGUUACUUAAUUUAUUUAAUCGAGCCUGCUGGUGAGAUGGUCUCUCCUUUAAAAUCUACAGGAAAGCAAUAACUUGUCCGUGGUGUAGCUAGAACCUAUCCAAUGUACUAUUGGAUUGCUGAUCUGAAGAUAAAAGCAUUGUAGCAAACUAGAAUAAUUCAGUGUGGUUGCCCCAGAUAUAGAAUGGGCAUUGCACAGUCAGUCAUGUAGGUGUGUCCAUCCUCUCACCUGUGGCAAUUUUUCACUGUAGUAUAACAGGUACUGAUGUGGACCAAACUAGGUUUGGAGGUGUUUGUCAUUAUGCUUGUGAAUCACUAGUACAGCCGAAGAUACUGGCGGAAUCGCGGCAAAUAAUACAGGAAACGGUGAUAAGUAAGAAAUGCUUGUUCAGUGGUACUGGAAAAACUCUGGACUUACACAGAUGGUGAAAUGAUUUCACAAAAUCACCUUGUAACACAGCACAUUGUUUAGCAGACCCCUCUUAUUUACUCAGCAAAAUGAAUGUUUGUAUAGAAAUCGUCAUAUUUGUGGAUUUUAUUUUGGUUUUGGUCUAAUAAAUUAAUGAGGAUAACUAAAACCGAUGGCAUAAAUGCAAUUUAAAUCUAUUUCGCUCUGCUAAAGUUCCCAUAAGCCAGUGCUUUCUGUCUUGUAAAGCAUGAUUAUGGAAAAAAACACAAGCUGUUUUACCCCCCAUUGGUCACGUGUGUAGCUCUAGAGUGCAAAUACAGAAUUAUUUCCUAUGUAAAACCCCACAACUGCUCCUCAGUUACAGGCACAAUGUGUAACCAUAUGGUUGGAGUAUAGAUAACUAUGUAUAUGUGCACCAUUCUCUGGGAAAUCGCCAUUGCAUCCGUAUUCACGUCAGUGACCCAAAUGCAGCAAAUGAUAGUAGAGUACUUUAAGAUUUUUACUGCUGUCGAAGGAACUUCCUCAUAUUUCAGCCUUCCUUUUUGAGAAGCGCUGUAGUUGGUUUUGUGUGUCUAAGAAGAGCACGCCCUGUUUAGUGUGCAGGUCAUGUGACUUCUGUGUCCGCACUCUGUAACACUCCAAGCCGAUUUUAUUUUUGUUAAAUAAGUGAACAGAUGGUAUUUGUCAUGAAAUGCGGAUUAGAAGGGGCACACGAAAGAGCUACAAGUUUAAAUGUAGGAAGUUUAUAUUCAUCUGUCUUCAUCCUAAAUGAUAUUCAUGAUGACUUUCUUAUGUUGUACACUGCUUAGGUCAUUUUUAGUUUUGAUUUUAUCUUCUCUGGGCAAUCUGCAUUUCUUUAAUUCCUUAAUUUCUUUCCGUCUUUCUUUGUCUCACACUGUAGAUUUGUCUCUUUGCAUCGAUUUAAUGACAAAUAUUAAUGUGAAAUAAAGUGUGCUGUGUGAUUGAUAUAA